AUGGCUCGCGAUAUCCUGAAAGCCGCCCAGUCGGCAUCCCAUGUGGUCUCAAUCUCCCAGAAAUACACAGUCCGCUCCACUGGAGUCUGGGAGCGCCUGCGCAGCCUUCUCGCCGUCGACCCCAAUCGCUCGACCGGUAUUCCUCUAAACUCGCAGUUUCGUCUUCCUACUCCCGGUUCUCUGCCUCCUCUGUCCUAUGAUGACCCUGUCACCGUCCCUGCGGGUGACAUUGCCGACAACCCGUAUUGGAAGCGGGACACCCGGAGAAGCUACCCAAAACUGAGCACCGUCAGUCAGGCGGAUGCGGUCAGCCUGCUCACCGUCGGGAGCCAGGCAGCCCCCAAGGAUGACAUCCUGCAGAUUGGCGCUGCGGGUGAGAAGCAGCUGGUGGAGGUCCAGGAGCAGGGCCAAGAACGCGGCCUGGCCGCGCUCUUUGAGAAGGACAAGAAGAGCAUCCAGGGUGUAUUGGGAGCAAACGGCCUGCCUCCCACGCCUGCCAACAUCAACACAGUUGCUCAAUCCUCGCAAUCCAAGUACGAGAUCGGCCGAGGGCAGGGCUACCCCGAUGUGUAUGUGAUCCCUAGCCAAUUCCCCCCAUCCCGCCCCGGAUCUCUUGCCCAACACUAA
Molecule: messenger RNA, 627 nt
Organism: Penicillium canariense
Lineage: Eukaryota; Fungi; Ascomycota; Eurotiomycetes; Eurotiales; Aspergillaceae
Exons: 2
Coding region: 1-627 (208 amino acids)
Source: RefSeq, a predicted model, not a curated record